AUGGCUGAUCCUUCGCCCCCAUCGCCUGCAAAGGUGGUGGACAUCCACACCCACAUGUACCCUCCUUCCUACGUCCAGAUCCUUGAGUCACGGUCCACCAUCCCUCUGGUCCGGAAGUUUGCCAGCUCACCGGACCCGCGCCUGAUCCUGCUCGAGGCCGAAGUGCCGUCUCUCAGCGGCGCCGAUGAUGCGUCGGCCAAACCGCCGGGGCGGCCCCUGACCAAGCACUACUCCUCGCUGGCGCAGAAAAUACAUUUCAUGGACACUCAUAAGAUCGAUAUAUCCGUAAUCUCACUCGCCAACCCAUGGCUCGACUUCCUAGACCCGUCUGAGGCAGGACCCUUCGCGGCCUCUGUGAACAAGGAGUUCAGCGACAUGUGCGCUGCCCACCCCGGACGGCUCUUCUUCUUCGGCACACUGCCCCUAACCGCACCACUGCCCACCAUACAAGAGUCCAUAACACAACUCAAGGGGCUCGACUACUGCCGCGGGGUGAUCUUGGGAACCUCUGGCCUGGGCAGAGGGCUGGACGACGCGAACCUCCUGCCCAUCUUCCAGGCCCUCGCCGACGCAGGGCUGACCAUCUUCCUGCACCCUCACUACGGCCUGCCCAACGAGGUGUGGGGCCCGCGCGCCUCGGAGGAAUACGGCCACGUGCUGCCGCUGGCGCUGGGCUUCCCCAUGGAGACGACCAUCGCGGUGGCGCGUAUGUACCUGGCGGACGUCUUCGACGCGGUGCCUGGCUUGCAGAUGAUCCUGGCGCACAGCGGUGGGACGCUGCCGUUCCUCGCGGGCAGGAUCGAGAGCUGCGUGCUGCACGACGGGCACCUGGUGCGCGAGGGCAAGGUGACGCCCAAGCGGCGGACAGUGUGGGAUGUUCUCAGGAGCCAGGUGUACCUGGACGCGGUCAUCUACAGCGAGGUGGGCCUCAACGCGGCCAUCGAGGCGAGCGGCGGGGCGGACAGGCUGAUGUUCGGGACGGAUCACCCUUUCUUCCCGCCGCUGGGCACGGACGAGGACGGGGAGUGGGAGAGCGUGGGCAUGAAUGCGGAGGCUGUGAAUAAGGCGCUGGGCGAAGGUUCGGAGAAGGCGAAGGGGGUCAUGGGCGGGAAUGCUGCGAGGAUUCUGAGGCUGCAUGGGGUGUGA
Diaporthe citri is the source of this 1146-nucleotide messenger RNA. RefSeq lists its product as uncharacterized. The coding region runs from base 1 to 1146 and encodes 381 amino acids. Gene Ontology annotation, biological process: secondary metabolic process. The transcript has a single exon. Lineage: Eukaryota; Fungi; Ascomycota; Sordariomycetes; Diaporthales; Diaporthaceae. Gene Ontology annotation, cellular component: cytoplasm; cytosol. Gene Ontology annotation, molecular function: hydrolase activity; carboxy-lyase activity. The record is from RefSeq and is a predicted model, not a curated record.